Messenger RNA from Bombus huntii, 1717 nucleotides. Its product is annotated as protein O-glucosyltransferase 2-like. Bases 1 to 1494 code for a protein of 497 amino acids. Lineage: Eukaryota; Metazoa; Arthropoda; Insecta; Hymenoptera; Apidae. The transcript has 7 exons. Gene Ontology annotation, cellular component: endomembrane system. Gene Ontology annotation, molecular function: glucosyltransferase activity. The record is from RefSeq and is a predicted model, not a curated record.
AUGAUAUUUAUAUUAAUCUUCUUGUUGGUUAUUUGCCAACAAGAAGGAAGAAAUGCUGAAAUAAAUCCAUCGGAAACAAUAAUUUGGGGUCCAGGAUUGAGGCCAGAUAAAGUGACAAUGCGAGCAAGAUAUAUUUUUCUACAGUUUAUCGACCUACAAGGCAAAAAUUUAACAGAAUCACCUGGAAAAGAUAUAAUAACUGUAUCCAUACAAGGGCAAACUUCAACAGGUCACAUGUGUCAUAUAUGGACACAAAUUCUAGACUGUAAAGACGGAAGUUUUAUUGUUAGAUAUAAAUUACAUAAUACGUGCUUCAAUUUCAAAUUAAAAAUAAAAAUGAAACAUAAUAAUUUACCUAUCCUAUUGGUGGAAUCUAAAGGACCUGUUUACGAAGAAGAAUGUUACUGUCCAAAUUCUUCUAUUAAUAGUUGGUUAGAAAAUUUAGGAUGUUCAAAAAGUUAUAAACAAAUGCAAGAUGAUCUUGCUCCUUUUCCAAAUGUUGACUUUGACAAAAUGCGUGAAAGUAUUGUAAAAACAUACGAUCGGCCAGGAAGCGUUAGUCUAUGUCACUAUGUAAUUCAGUCUAACAAAAUUUUUAGGGAAUGUCAUGGCCGCUAUGUAGGUUUUAAGAUAUUUAUGGAUUCUAUCCUCCUAUCUCUUACUCGCAAAGUUUUAUUGCCAGAUAUUGAAUUCUUUGUGAAUUUGGGAGAUUGGCCACUUGUUCCAAAAGAGGGCAAAAAUUAUCCUAUCUUUUCUUGGUGUGGCUCUUUUGACACUAAAGAUAUUGUUAUACCUACUUAUGAUAUCACAGAAUCAUCGUUAGAAGAAAUGGGAAGGGUAAUGUUAGAUAUGCUGUCUAUACAAGGUAAUACGGAUACACCAUGGAAUGAAAAGAUAGAAAAAGUAUUUUGGCGUGGUCGAGAUUCCUGUAGAGAACGACUCAAUUUAAUUGAUAUUUCCAGAAAAUAUCCUGAUUUGUUUAAUGUUGCAAUUACAAAUUUCUUUUUUUUUAAAGAUGAAAUGGAUAAAUAUGGUCCAGAACAAAGCCAUGUGUCUUUCUUUCAUUUUUUCAAGUACAAAUAUCAGUUAUGUAUAGAUGGUACAGUCGCAGCUUAUCGACUUCCAUAUUUACUUGCUGGCGAUGCCUUAUUAUUAAAACAAGAAUCAAAGUAUUAUGAAUUUUUUUACAAUAAUCUUGUACCCGGAAAACAUUAUAUAUCUGUUAAAAGGGAUCUGUCAGAUCUUGUUGAAAAAAUUAUGUGGGCUAAAGAACAUGACCAAAAAGUACUACAGAUUGCCAAAUCUGCUAGACAAUUUGCAAGGGAUAAUUUGUUACCAGAUAAUGUAUUAUGCUAUCAUGUAGUUUUGUUUCAUGAAUGGAGUAAACGCUUAAAGAGUAAAGUUAAAGUAUUAGAUAACAUGGAAGAAGUGCUGCAACCCAAGCAUUCUUGUAAAUGUUACAACGCCGAUGGAAAACUUAAAGAGGAGCUAUAAUGUUAAUUAAAUUAUUAAGUAAUACGAUUACUCGAUUUUGCUACUCGAUGCAUAAAUAACAUGUAAACUUUUGUAUGAGUCUUGUAAAUGAGAAUCGUUGUUUUACAGUAAAUUAUAAGAUAAGGACAACGAUAAAUUUCAAAAUACUCAAAUUAUUAUAAUGAUAAAAAAUGUCCACUUCUUUUAUUUCCAAAAUUUGAAAAUAUAUCUUUUUACGAGAUUA